GUUGGCGUUGGAUUGCGGCGAUGUCGGUCGGACUUUGAAAAUCCAAGUGAGAUUCAACCGGCAGAACGGACAAGUUGUCUGCCAUGUGUUCUAUUCUGAAAAAAUUGGGUUUGGUGCUUGUUUUUCAGCAUGUUCUACGGGUUUACUUUUGCCCCUUUAGCCGACGCUUUUUCAACGCAUGCUUGACACCAAUCAAGGUGGACAACGGAGAAGCAACACUUUCUACAAGGACAAAUCCAUCUCAAGUUUGAUAGCGAUAAGUGAAGGAGGUGUAAAACUAUUUUUCUGCUACCAUCCGGAAUAGAAUGGACGCCUUCUCCCAGCGUGUUCCAGCGCGGUCUUGUGGGCAAUAAUAGCCCACGAUCGUACUUGCAAACUCCUUUGAGGGUCCCAUUCAGCGGAGGGUCUAUCACGUGACGGAUAACCAGUGGCACAGCGCGUUAUGAUUGGCUGUAGCUUUUGCCAGCGCGACUCUAUACUGCGAUUGCUGCCAAUCCAGUUGGAAUUCUUCCUUUUGCAAACUGAAGCUUGUCCAGCCCACCUGCGAAAAGCCAGGAACUUCAGUACAAGAUGGCCGACAGCGUGACGAUCCGCACCCGCAAGUUCUUGACCAACCCGCUUCUGCAACGUAAGCAGAUGGUCGUGGAUGUCCUUCAUCCUGGCCGCGCCAAUGUUAGCAAGAAGGAACUCCGGGAGAAGCUUGCCAAGCUCUACAAGACCGAUGAGGAGAGCAUCUUCGUAUUUGGAUUCCGUACCCAGUUUGGAGGUGGCAAGUCAACGGGAUUUGCAUUGAUCUACAACUCUCUUGACUCUGCCAAGAAGUUCGAACCCAAGUACAGGCUUGUGCGGCACGGUUUGGCGGAAAGCCAGAAGACGGCUCGUAAACAGCGCAAGGAGCGCAAGAACCGUUCCAAGAAGUUCCGUGGUACCAAGAAGGCGAAGGCUGCCAAGGCUGCCAAAUAAGGAUCUUGACCAUUUGUGCGAUACGGUGGGAAUUGGCAGGGGUCCUAACCGUCGCGGUAGUCCUGUUGGUAGAUUUGAAUGGGGGGUACUAGAACCAUCCUUCGAACAAGUCGGUGUCUCGCUGUUCUUUUGCGUGAUCACACUUGUUUCUGUACACAGCUUCGCCCUUGGCGAUAAUACAAUAAUCAAAAACAUUGACUUGCAUGCAGCAACCGCGCA
Molecule: messenger RNA, 1182 nt
Organism: Spizellomyces punctatus DAOM BR117
Lineage: Eukaryota; Fungi; Chytridiomycota; Chytridiomycetes; Spizellomycetales; Spizellomycetaceae
Product: 40S ribosomal protein S24
Exons: 5
Coding region: 571-963 (130 amino acids)
Biological process (GO): translation
Cellular component (GO): ribosome
Molecular function (GO): structural constituent of ribosome
Source: RefSeq, a predicted model, not a curated record